Trametes versicolor FP-101664 SS1 is the source of this 711-nucleotide messenger RNA. RefSeq lists its product as uncharacterized. Bases 1 to 711 code for a protein of 236 amino acids. The transcript is spliced from 5 exons. NCBI's taxonomy places the organism in Eukaryota, Fungi, Basidiomycota, Agaricomycetes, Polyporales, Polyporaceae. The record is from RefSeq and is a predicted model, not a curated record.
AUGUUCCUAAUCCUUCCUCUGGCUAUUCUUAUCCUUGAAGUCGCUUUGGCUCUCGCUCUUUCCAAUCCACAUCGGAAGGAACCCAGCAGCAACCUUCGUGCUCGGGACUUCAACGUCCACCUCUUGGCGGGACCCGCCGACCAGGACAUUAUCAAUAGUUGCCCUGGCGCUCCCGGGUCCCCCCAUCUUCGACGUGCAGAUUACUGCACUCUCGUCAAUCGUAUCGAUAACCCUAACAGUCAUACAUUCACCAUCCUCGGCAAUCCGCAGCUCAACUGUGGCGAUGGUACGAGCUCUAUCACCAUGACAGUGGGCGGAGAGGCCGUCGUCGAGCAGACUACCACUAUAAACGCGAACGCGCAAUCGGCCGGGUCUAACGCGAGCACUGCUUUCAGCUUCCCACAAAACAUAUCGUUGUCAGGGGGCCUCGCGGAGGGCAGCGUGUUGAAGAUCGCAGUGAAGAACUCGACCAAGUACUUGCUUCCGCCCGGAAAGCAGGCAGUGCUUGUUGCUGUAACUGCGCAGCGGUCGCAGACCGGCAAUAUCGAGGCGGCGUUCCGUAAUCCGUGGAUCACCAACAUGGUCUCCUUCUACCCGACAAAGGCAAACAUGACGCAGCUUACGCCCAUCGCCAAUAGCGUCGAAUUCGAUGUGUAUGAGAGCGCAUGCGGCACGGACCCUCGCGAUCUAUCCGGGUUCAACCCGACCUGA